UACGAGGAAGUAUAGUCCAAGGGUUGUUUUGGUCGCAACGCACGCGGACCCUUUUUUCUUUGUCAAUGCUUCGGCGAUGUAGAUUGUUUAGGGAAAUGGCCCCGGAGCUGCAGCUAGAGUACGUCCCUGUUCUCUUUACUCGCACCAUAUUGGGUCCUCAAGGCGGUUUUGCCGGUGAGGAGCGCCUCAUCAAGCGGGAGGUUGCACAGAAGUAUUUCGCGGAUAAGCAUGUGGUCUUCCCUGACGAGGACUCUCGGCGUGGGGUGUGGUGUUACAACCCCGAUACCGACCAGCACGAUCGAUUCGUGGAACGAAAUGAGGAGUUUCUUGAAUUCGCCGCGCGCAAACGUCAGUGGUUGGAUGUCUAUUGGCGUGUUAAUACCGGUUAUUUGCUAUUCGGACGCCAGUCGUGGGGCCAGGGGUGGCUUCUCAACUGCCCAUUGCGUAAAAAGGACAUCGCACAAAAGUUAUGGGAGCAGUACAAGGUGCGGAUUGAUCCUCGGUUGGUUGAGUUCCGGGAAAAAGAUCGACGCACGGGGAUUCAAGAAUUAGGACAUAACUGGUGCUGGUUGUAUCUUCCCGGGGCCGAGGAACUUGAUAUUGAUCGAGAGGUAUACGAUAACAAGCGUGUCAAGGUGCGUAUGCACAUCCGUAAGAUGAACAGUUAUGGUGCUUUGUAUUAGCGUGAUUGACGGGCGACUCUGCCUUUUUGUAGGUUGUGUUGGACACCAGAGUGAAAAUAAAAGAAGAGUAACGCCUUUUCAAAAAAAAAAAAUGCAUUACAAUCCUAGUGUUCGAAAGAUGCGAAUUAUCCGCUUCCCCUAUUUCCAUGCACACACCUAUACAUGCACAUCCAUAGCACUGGUGGAGAGAUAAUUCACCGCACAGCUUAUUGUGAUGCAUGAUGACAACCGGGGAGGAUAAUAAAGAA
This is a messenger RNA of Phytomonas sp. EM1, 931 nucleotides long. The record is from the annotation of a GenBank genome assembly. NCBI's taxonomy places the organism in Eukaryota, Euglenozoa, Kinetoplastea, Trypanosomatida, Trypanosomatidae.